AUGUCGGCUUCCAACAAUUUUUCUACCGUCUCGCAAUUGUCUGCGCAGUGGACGAAUCCUAGCGAUGUUUUAUCACUUCUGCUUAUCAUUGGCGGUGACAUCGUUCAAACUGCCCUUGCGCAAACCGCCGGAGGUUGGAUAACGCCAGUAUGCUUCUCAUUCGGAUGGGUUGCGUACUCUUUCAGCACUGUUAUUCGUGUACUUGGUGAUGGACGCUUACUGCCUGUGCCAGACUACCCAGUCAAGGUCUUCAACCUCAAGUCUUCAUACAUGCGAGAGAACAGAAACUGGGUGCUCGGACGCAUCUUACGAGACAACGAGGUUUUUAUGAAUAAACAUGAACCAGACGCUGCAUAUGGCAUCCGCAUAUCCAUCUACGUGGCUGAAAAGAGGAAAUCUCGUUCAGCUCCGAUCCACAUGUCGGAACUAUGCUGGCUGAUGGUCACCUUAGUACAACUUGGAGUCGCAGCUAUCCCGUUAGCAAUAGAUGGUGAAUGGGGUAUCUUUCUCGUCACGAGCACCGGCAUCGCUGCGGCGUUUCUCGCAGGUCAACUACCACAAUGGAGAAUCGAGAAGCUACCGUUCAAACAGGAUAGCCAAAAGCACAUAGCACUCACAAGUGGCAAUGGCUCCCGAGAGAUCAUGAUCAUCUACGGUGCUGGAAACUGCCUGGAUCUGGAAGAGUUAGCAGCAGGAGAGAGUCCACGCUCUGAUCGUGCUUGGAAGAAAAGUCACGUCCUGUCACGUCCCGUGAAAGACAAAGGCGGGAAAGGAUUGAAGCACCAGGAUGAAAGUACGGCACGAAGAACGAUUAUGUGGCAAGGACUACCUGCCGGUCUCUGGAUCACUCGUCUCGCGUCUUUCUGCCAGAUCGUCUUCUGGGUGGCGUUGCUUAUUACCGUCGCAGGUUUAAGAUCGCACAGUUGGUAUCUCGUCGUCGUCGGGUCUUUAGGCAUGUUGCAGAACGCUAUGCUUGGAGCUGUAGCACGGAAGCCAGAGCGACGUGAUCUACCUCUUCGUCAUGUUGACACAAUCGCGACGCGGAAGGUCAUGGAUGGCCUCAUGGAUUUGGAAGCCACUAUCGGCGGUGCUGGGGUCCGUUUACUUGACGAAUUCUUUCCUGGAUUCCUUACUGAGAAAGAAAUUCAGUGGUGGGCUGGCGGGGAUCGAAAUAUAUAUGACAACGAGCGUGUGAGGGAUCGCACACGAGGUGAGCCACGCUCACGUCUAGAGCCACGGGAAUUGGGAAUACCGGACGUUGAUCUGAAUGGGAGGGGACAGAUGUACAGCAGAACAUCGACAUGGAACACGAUGCCUGAUGCAGCUGAAGAAGUAGAAAUGCAGGCGAUGCCUGCGCGCACGCAUGCCACGAUCCCUGGGGCGCAACGGAACAGCAAUAUUGAGGUUCAGCGGCAGAUAUCGACAAGUAAGCCACAGGUCUACACGGCGGCGAAAAAACUGGAUUCCUCAAUGGAUACAAUCUCAUCGCCGGAGUGGACCUGA
Messenger RNA from Alternaria arborescens, 1503 nucleotides. RefSeq lists its product as hypothetical. The transcript has a single exon. NCBI's taxonomy places the organism in Eukaryota, Fungi, Ascomycota, Dothideomycetes, Pleosporales, Pleosporaceae. The record is from RefSeq and is a predicted model, not a curated record. Bases 1 to 1503 code for a protein of 500 amino acids.